Molecule: messenger RNA, 1715 nt
Organism: Nomia melanderi (Alkali bee)
Lineage: Eukaryota; Metazoa; Arthropoda; Insecta; Hymenoptera; Halictidae
Molecular function (GO): 8-oxo-dGDP phosphatase activity
Source: RefSeq, a predicted model, not a curated record
UUAUUAUUCAGUGCAUUCAAAACACGGAACUAAAGUGCAAAUUCCACGGUGUCCUCAAUAUUUAUUUACUUAAAUCGAAGUAAUCUACUUCUAUUUGGACGUACAUUUUUCUCUCAAAUUACAGUACUUGUCGCCAUUGAUUUUUCGGUAAUUACCCUUAGAAUCAUCCCCUAGUGUCUUGUGUGUUACUGUGAAUCGAAAUCGUUAGAACGAUAUUUUUGAGCCUAAAUAAAAAAUUGUACGUUACGCUAACAACGCGAAGAACGAGUUCGAAUAUCUUAUCUCGUUAUCAGCAAGAAAUUCAACGAAUAUGAGCAGAAAGUAACUAACCAAUCACUAAGCUACUUCAGUUUCAUCUACAGCAGAUCGUUACGCAGAAAGCUCCUGAAGCUCGAGUCUGACAUAUCUUGUGCUCUAUGACAGCAUUUUUUGUCACAGCUGGCUAACGACAGCGAAACAUCAUGACGGAUAGUGAUAAGAAACCGAUGUCACGCUUAUUAAAGCUCGCCAACAAAUUCAACUGCUUUUACCUGUCAGUGCAAUGGAUGCAGAAUAUGCAGUGUUUCCAUGCAGGUGAAUGCAGGGCAUUUGUUGUUGAUGGACAACAAAUUGGUCUUGUACGCCCAGAUGUAAUGAAGGAAUUGUUAAAUUACCCUCAGGUAUUUCAAGUACACCCAGAAUAUGUGCAAUUAAAUCCAGCAUUUCGAGAUUAUGCAGAAAGAAGUGCCCGUGUUGAUGAGGUCCUAAGGGAAUGGCGGGCCGGUGGAAAAUUUGUAACUUUACGGGGUUGGAGGGAGGAGUGUUAUGAAGUACGUGCACAGUUCAAUACACCACCAUUAUUUAAAAUGGACCGGUCUGCUACAUGUCUAUUCGGAAUUCGCAAAUAUGGUGUAGACAUUAAUGGAUAUGUUAUGGAUCCUGUGAAAGGUCUAUCAAUAUGGUUACAAAAACGGAGCCCAAAUAAGCAGACCUGGCCUGGAUAUUGGGAUAACAUGGUGAGCGGCGGGUUAAGUGUUGGUUAUGGCAUUAAUGAAACUGCUAUAAAGGAAGCUGGAGAGGAAGCUAGCAUUCCCAAUAAUCUUGUUGCAAAGUUGAAGAGUGCUGGUUGUGUAUCACUCUUUUUCGAAAGUGAAAGGGGUCUGUUUCCAAACACGGAAUUCGUGUAUGACCUUGAACUACCGCCCGAUUUCGUGCCAAGCAACAAUGACGGCGAGGUAGAGACUUUCGAGUUACUUCCAGUUAAUGAAUGUUUAGAAAGGAUAUUGUCUUCACAUUUCAAAACGACAUCAGUGCCAGUUGCCCUUGACUUUUUAAUUAGACACGGAUACAUCACAGCGGAGAACGAGCCUAAUUUUAUACAAAUUGUGGAACUGCUUCAUAUACCUCUGCAGACCAUGUACAAUCAACCACAAAAAAAGUGUAAAAUAGCUGCCAAUGGUGAAGCGAUCGAGUCACUAGACCGAAUUUAAGUUUAACUAGACCCUAAUUUAAAUGAUGUUGAAAUUUAUUGAAUUGAACGAAGUUGACUUUCUUUUGUGGUUCUCUUGUAUUUGGUCGAUUCAACGCAGAUUUUAUAGUAAAUGGUGCAAUUUUAUAUGUGUAAGGCUUGCAAAUAUGUUCAUAAACUACUAAGUAGCAGUUACGAAGUUUUUAGGAACCCAUUUCGAAAGUUUUUAUCGAAUUCAAAUUUACUCUUGUUUUCGUGGAAGCCGUAU